UAAUUAAUUUUCUGGAUAUAACCGUUUUCUAGAAUAUAAAUCGAAUGUUGCCAUGUUCCAAAUAUUUUCCAAGUUAUUGAAAACUUUUAUUUUGAACGAUCAUCAGCGUCUGUGGUUGGUUGGGAGAGAGGGUGGCGUUUACUGCAGCGUUCUUCACGUUCAUUCGUAAAUUCCAAAUUAGCCUCAGCGCGUGAGACUGAUAUCUGCUGCGGAGUGCUGUGAUUUGGUCUGACGGCGAGCUUUGCACUGUUGCACUUGUACCAUGGCAGCUGAGCUCUCCACCUCCAUAAACAUUAAAGAGCCACGCUGGGAUCAGGGAACAUUUGUGGGUCGAGCAAAGCAUUUCUUCACUGUCACAGACCCGAGAAACAUCCUCCUGUCGAAUGAACAAUUAGAAAAAGCACGUCAGAUUAUUCUGGAUUACAAAAAAGGGGUGGUAACACCGGGUCUCACAGAAGACGAGCUAUGGAGGGCGAAGUAUGUUUUUGACUCAGCUUUCCAUCCAGACACAGGCGAGAAAAUGCUCCUGAUUGGUCGCAUGUCUGCUCAGGUCCCCAUGAACAUGACCAUCACUGGAUGCAUGAUGACGUUCUACAGAACGACUCCAGCAGUUCUGUUUUGGCAGUGGAUCAAUCAGUCUUUUAAUGCAAUAGUCAACUACACCAACAGGAGCGGAGACGCCCCCAUCACAGUAAACCAGCUUGGCACAGCAUAUGUAUCAGCCACCACAGGAGCCGUGGCUACUGCUUUAGGACUAAAUGCAUUAGCAAAGCAUGUGUCUCCACUCAUAGGACGCUUUGUUCCUUUCGCUGCUGUAGCUGCUGCUAACUGUAUUAAUAUUCCACUCAUGAGACAACGGGAACUCAAACACGGCAUUCCAGUAACAGAUGAGAAUGACAAUCGGUUAGGAGAAUCCUCAAAGGCAGCUCAACAGGCCAUCACACAAGUGGUGGUUUCCAGAAUCCUCAUGGUCCCGGGAAUGGCAAUCCCACCAUUUUUAAUGAACUCUUUGGAAAAGAAGGCCUUCCUGAAGAGGUUUCCGUGGAUGAGUGCACCCAUUCAAGUUGGCUUGGUUGGGUUUUGCCUUGUGUUUGCAACCCCAUUGUGUUGUGCGUUAUUCCCACAAAAGAGCUCUAUGGCAGUGAGCCGUUUGGAACCAGAGCUGCAGGAGAAGAUUCGAGCCAGUCAUCCUGGAGUAGAGACUGUCUACUUCAACAAAGGACUGUAAAGACAAACGUUGGUGAAUCUGCUCUCUACUGUAAUGCUUUCACGUUCAUCUAAAACAUCUCUUUGUGUGCCAAAGUUCACCCGUUCCUCUCCAGGACAUCCCAACUCAGUCAUUUUGUAAGAUGUUUUUACAUUUUUGACUGUUUUAAUUGUUUUAAUUGUUUGCUGCAGACUUUUGUCUGACAUGUGUAUGACGGUGCACACUACUGUAUAUACAUGUAGCAUUGUUUUUUUUUUUUUUUAUAUUUGAAAUCAUUUUGUUUGCUGCCAGAUUAUUCCAUGUGCCAUUCAAUGUCGUUUUCGGUAAGGAUCAAAGAUGGCUGGUGUUGACCUUGUUUGUCUUUUCCGUUAGUCUGUAUUGCAUUGUUAUUAUCAGUAUUUCGUCUUGAGGGUUGCAGUUUAUACGUUACUGCCAAAUUUCAUUUCAGUUUCAAGAAAAAUCAAGGGACCUCUUAAUGACGAUAGUGCAAUCCGUUGAAAACAUUGCCAAAUACAAACCUCUGCUGCACAUUUCCUUAGACGCAGGUUUAAUAAACCGAUAAACUACAGCAUGGGUUUUAAGAAGAGUUUUAUCUAUUUUACUAUCCUCAGUAUUUGAGUUUAACUAGGAUGUUAUAUAAGAAUAGCGUGUAUGUUCAUAUAAUUUCUUCUGCCUGCUGACAGUGCAUGAACAAACUUUUUGUAAGUGAAAAUAGUGUGAGGUUAAAGUUCAAUGUGUUCUCAUUGACUGUUCCAAAGUCCACUCCUCUAGCAGUUCAAGGUAACACAUUGUUUUUCAAUGCAAACUUCACAAACCUGCAUCUGUUUUCUAUUAAGUCCACCAUAAAAACUGUCUUUUCAUGUGCCAUAUUUUGUUACGCUUAAGGUAACACAGCAGUUUCCAUUAAACCUAGAAUAACUAGAACAAUCUAACAGUAUAGAGGUUAAUGAUUAAUGGAAGGUAAUGUGUCAUUUUCUGUAUCUUUUAAAGAAAAGACAGAAUCCAAUAGUAUUUUUUUUAGCUAGUGUGAUUUUUCCUUUUAUGAAGUGCUACACUGCCUUUCCGUAAAUCCUGUUCUUGUUUGCCAUCAACACUACAUGGCCAAAGUACAUGGACAGUUCCUUUAAAUGAACAGGUUUGGCUACUGACAAGUAUUAAUGUAACUGCAUAAAGACAUUCUAGCUAGAAAAUUGUAUUUUAGUAAUCUACAUGACUCCAGUCCAUCAAUUAAUGUCUUGUGAAGUGAAAAGCUGCAUGUUUUUAACUUUAAACCAUUGCCACAAUAUUAUGGAUAAAGACUUAAAACCGUGGAUUUGUCUAUUACAAACACACAGCUUUUCACUUCAUAAGACGUAAAUUGAUGUACUGGAGUUAUUUGGAUUACUUGUGCAUUAUUGUGAUGUUUUAUCAGCUCUCGUUCUGACGGCACCCAUUCACUGCAGAGGAUCCUUUGGUGAGCAAGUGAUAAGGCAAAAUUUUUCCAAAUCUGUUCUGAUGAAGAAACAAACUACAUCUUGAAUGGCCUGAGGGUGAGCAAAUUGAAUUUUUUGGGUGAUCUAUUGCUUUAAUGGAACUGCAUACAGUGAUAUUCUAGAGAACUGUAUGUUAAACUUUAUGCUCAAGGUCCAUAAAGAACUCACUCACCACCUCACUUUUUUGAAACAAGAUGAUUGGCCCACACAAAGCCUCGCCCUUUAGGAUGAAUUGUAAUACAGGGACCAUGUUCACUGCGUUCCAAAAGCCAAAGCCUUCCUAGAAGAGUUUGGAGCAAAUGGAUCAAAUAAUGCUUUUAGUUCAAAGCAACAUAUGGGUACUUGUUUGGAUGUCCAUGUAUUUUUGGCUAUGUUAUGUAUUUUUAGAUUUACUGAUGUUAAUCUUUGUGAACUUUCUGUUUAAUUGACUAAGUCUCCAUGUGUUGAGGUAUUUAAAUAUGUUUAAUGUUUAAAAUGUAACCUACUAAGAGAGCGCAACAGCUCUCGGUUAGCUGUGUGUUGAUCCCUCUGAUCUUUGUUGUUGUGAGACUGUUGAUGUGCCACAUUUGUUCAGUUCUUGAAUGUAGUGUUGGCAGUAAUGAAAUCAAACUGAGAGCAUGUACAUUUCUGUGGAUAGACUGCUGGUUUUGUUGGUAGCCACUCUUUGUUUUUGUUUUAAUUGUGACAAAAGCACAACAGUCCUUGUUCUUCAAGAUUCCCUGAAGGUCUUCAGUAUUAUGCUUCACGUAUCUCUGUGAAAGAUGAUGGGUAGGGGACAAUUCUAGGUGUUUAUAAUGUGUUUAAUGUGUGCCAGAUCAGGGUCGCCAGUGUCACUAACAUUUGCAGGGCCUGGGACAUUUUUUUUCGUCCCCCUCAAUGAAGGCCCUAGGUGCUCAGAUCUUUGAUCAUUCCUAUUCCAUUUGAGAUCUGUGAUACUUAAAGAAUCGUGUAUAAAUAAACUGAAUUCAUAACUGAUGCGUCAAAUAACUGCUGGUUUGUUCACCAGAAUCACAACAGCAAUGUAGCCAUGAGGAUCUUUAGACAGGAAUUUACAGCACAUCUGUUCUUUGUAAUCAUUAUAAGGUAGCUGACUUAUUAAUAGAUUAAGUGGAAUGCAGUGUUUUCCUGGACAAGAAAACAAUUCCUUGUGCAUUGAACACAGCAUAAUACUGUUUGUUUCCUGAUCCCAUAUUAUGUAAUCAAUAUAACUCAAGACAUCUGCAUACUUGGAACAAAACAGGAAUACUCUGAGGUGACUCAAUGGUCUGCUCUUCAAAUGAACAAGACGCUCUGAUUCGUACAAUAAUUUGUUUACAGUGAAUGAGAUGGGUGUACGAUUUUCAAGAUGAAUAUUUUAAAAAUGUUUCUUAUUUUACAGUGAAUGGGGAUAUUGUACUGUGUAGAUUACACUGUACUGUGUGGAUUACCUAAAUGAAAUAAAGAGUAUUAAGCAAUGGA
Molecule: messenger RNA, 4137 nt
Organism: Onychostoma macrolepis
Lineage: Eukaryota; Metazoa; Chordata; Actinopteri; Cypriniformes; Cyprinidae
Gene: sfxn1
Product: sideroflexin 1
Biological process (GO): serine import into mitochondrion; monoatomic ion transport
Cellular component (GO): mitochondrial inner membrane
Molecular function (GO): monoatomic ion transmembrane transporter activity
Source: RefSeq, a predicted model, not a curated record